AUGCCUGCGUCGACGAAGAGAAAGGCGCCGGCCAAGCUGGCGGCGCCCGUCGUCAAGUCGAGCGCGAGACGUCCCACCAAGAGCUCCAUCAACGAGUCAAAGGCCUCCGUCUCGGCCACGGACACGCUGCCGUCCUCGGCCGUCGACAUGAUCGAGAUUUCGUCGGACCAGGCCAGCGAGGAUGACGUCUCGGACGAGGAGGAGGACCGAGAGUCCGAUGGGGUCAACGGCGGCAAGGAUGGUGCGAAGCCGUCCGCCACCCCCCUCGGGCUCCGUGGCAAGACCGUCGGCCGUGACGACGCCGACGCCGCCGCCGAAGAGUCGGACGGCGAGGCCACCUCGCCCUCCUUCGGCGAGCUGCUCCGCAACAACGAGGCCAUCGACGUGCCCGCCCUCCUCCAGCAGUCCGGCGCCGCCGGCGCGGUUGCCGAGCGGGCGAAAACCGUCAUCGUCCCCCCCUCGCACCAGUCCCUCACCACCGUCCUCACCCAAGCGCUCCGGACCGACGACACGGACCUCCUGGAGUCCUGCCUCCACACGACGGACCUGACGACGAUUCGAAACACCAUCGAGCGCAUCGACAGCGCCCUCGCCGGCAACCUCCUGACCAGGCUGGCGGCCAGGCUCCACAGACGACCCGGCCGAGCCGGCAACCUCAUGACCUGGGUCCAAUGGACCCUCGUCUCGCACGGCGGCGCCUUGGCCUCGCAGCCCAAGGUCGUCCACAGCCUGAACGGUCUGCAGAAGGUCUUGGCCGAGAGAGCAAAGGGGCUCAACAGCCUCCUCGUCCUGAAAGGCAAGCUGGAUCUGCUCGAGGGUCAGAUGAACCUGCGAAAAAAGAUGCAGCAAAAGGGCCCUGGCCUGCUGCAGCAGGGCGAUGCCGACGACGACGAGGAUGCCAUCUGGGUCGAGGGGGAGACGGGCGCGUCAAACGGUGUCCGCUCACGGAGGAAUCGAGACGACGACAGCGACGACGACGACGACGACGACGACGCUCCACCCGAGGCGAACGGCUUCGUCGGUGCCUCCGACGAUGACGACGACGAUUCUGUCGACGAGGAUGAUGACGAGGACGGCGACGACGCAGAUGAACCACUGGACGAGGACGAGGUCAUCCACGACGACGUCGACGAGUCCAUGGGCGAGGACGAGGAGAGCGACGUCGAGGCCGCCGCGCCGCCCUCGAAGCUGCAAAAGGUGACGAGGUCCUUUGCGAAAAGAAAGUAA
Drechmeria coniospora is the source of this 1227-nucleotide messenger RNA. RefSeq lists its product as uncharacterized. The record is from RefSeq and is a predicted model, not a curated record. NCBI's taxonomy places the organism in Eukaryota, Fungi, Ascomycota, Sordariomycetes, Hypocreales, Ophiocordycipitaceae. The transcript has a single exon. Gene Ontology annotation, cellular component: nucleolus. The coding region runs from base 1 to 1227 and encodes 408 amino acids. Gene Ontology annotation, biological process: maturation of SSU-rRNA from tricistronic rRNA transcript (SSU-rRNA, 5.8S rRNA, LSU-rRNA).